UACCAUAGAUCGAGAUAACAAUCAGCCUAAUAUUGUUAGGUUUUACUAGUGUGCUUGCCUUGCUUAACAGGGAAGAAAAAAAAAUGCUUGUGGGGCGCUGGUUUUAGGGCUUUAUUUAAAUAGGACCAGCAAGAAUUAGUCAAAUCAAGAAUCUUUUUUUGUCCAUAAUGAAUUAGGUUACACUCUUGCAAUCAUCCAUGGUUUCAGUGUCUUCAUCUGUUGGCUAAAGGAUAACAAUUGAUUUCCCAACCACCAUGUGCUUAGCUUUUCACUUUUUCAAUGGUGGAUCAAGAAACUUACAAUAACCACAUCAUUUCCAUCCAUUCAUUUCAAACAGAAAAAUACCCUAGUUUUGUGUCAGUAUAUUAUGGAAUAUUGAGUCUAUCUGAAGGAAAAUAGAUGUGAAAAUCAACGAAUUGGAACUAUCUGGGUACCCAAUCUCUUAACCUUUUGAUUUCAGGCUUAGUCUUGGAAAGAUCUUCUCGAUCAUGACUUACUGCCAUUAUGGACACUGCUAUUGUGGGAGAUGCCAUCGUCCCUCGUCUCCUCUACCCUUCUCAGUCCUGCUGUUCUUGGCGCUUGCAUUGAUGCUGCUUGCCUUAUCAUCUUUAAUCAAAAUUGAGAUAGAUAUGGAAAGUACUGGGGACAGUAUGACAUGGCUAGUUUUGCUCGCAGCAUUGGCAAUACUAGUGGUUGUUCGUUUCUUGUCUGCAAAUUCUUGUCGGCAACCUCACUAUUGUGGAUGUGGAAGAUGUACGACAUGGAAGUACUGCUACUGAAUCUACCUUUUCUGAUCCCUCCCUGGUUUGUCUAGUAAUCCUACAUGUUAUUUCCUCUAUGUAUGAGUUCCAAUGUCUUUGAUCAACUGAAUUGUGUGCAUAUAUAUAUAUAUAUAUAUAUAUAUAUAUACUUCUUCUUCUGUUCAAUUUGUGAACAAACUUUUGGAAAAUCUUCCAGGGUAAACCUGUUUCCCUUUCAUUCAUAGAACAAUAUAUAUUGCUUUCUGAAAGACUGAUAUGAAUUUUGGAUGUUGUUAUGAAUGAAACCAGAGUGCCUAUGGAUGUGUAAAAAAUUGAAGAUUUUUUUGUUUUUGUUUUC
This is a messenger RNA of Gossypium raimondii (Peruvian cotton), 1098 nucleotides long. RefSeq lists its product as uncharacterized. The record is from RefSeq and is a predicted model, not a curated record. The transcript has a single exon. Bases 489 to 779 code for a protein of 96 amino acids. Lineage: Eukaryota; Viridiplantae; Streptophyta; Magnoliopsida; Malvales; Malvaceae.